ACCUUCAUCCACCAAAAUGUUUAAGGAAUCUGAGAAUACAAAGAUACAUGGGUGCAAGGUUUGCAAUAUGGAUGAACAAUGUCAAUCCGAUCUUCAAUCUAGCGUUAAUCGAAUUGACGUAUUGCUUGGAGUGCAUAACUCUUCCACCUUUUGGGCAACUUCCCUUCCUCAAGUAUCUAAAACUUUUUAGCAUGCCGAAAGUAAAAUGGCUCGAAAGUAAAUUUAAUGGGAAUGAUAAAUAUCAUGCCUUUCCAUUGCUAGAGGUGUUACAUAUUGGGGAAUUAGAAGCAUUAGAGGAUUGGUUUGAGGCUGGAGUAGCUGCUGAAGAUGGAUGUUUGUUUCCUUGCUUAACUGAACUGUUUCUAAAUAAAUGCCCGAAGUUGAAAGAGUUGCCCUCUUUGCCUUCGAAGAUCAAGAUAUUGCACAUCGAAAACACCGGGUGGACAACUUUGAAUUUUUGUAGCAAUUCAAAUCCAAUUCCCCUUAAAACAUUAAUAGUCAUUCACUGUCCAAACAUUACAUCUCUUCCACUGGCUGAUGAAAUACCAAGACUUGCAGCACUAAGAGACUUGAGAAUUAUAAAGUGCCCCAAUCUGAUCUCUCUGGGAAGAAAUCGAGAAGUGGAGUCCACUAAUAAUUGCCAUCUCAUGCUCAACAAUCUUAGCAUAAGUGAUCCAUUGGUGUUGCUAAUGGAGCCAUUGAGAAGUAUCGCCUCCUUAAAAGAGCUGAAUAUUUCGGAUAAUGAUGAGCUGGUUUCACUUCCAAAUGAUGCGGAGCAGUGGUUUAUGAAAGUUAGUUCUUCUCUUUCUCGGCUGCAAUUUUCAUCUCUCAAAUCCUUACAGUCUCUCCCUUCCUCCUUGGAAAGCUUAUCUUCACUUCAGUUACUAUAUAUUGGUCAUGAGAUUCCUAUGCUUCGGGAAUUACCGAACCUUCCUCCCUCUUUGAAAACUCUAUCAUUUUGGAAAUGUCCUCCAGAGUUACAGGAGCGCUAUCGAGAGGAUGAAGGCUCCAAUGGGCACAAGAUUGCUCACAUUCCUCAUAUCCAUUUGAACUGGUGCAAUAUCGAUGGUUGAAGUUGAAAGAGUUGCUUUUUUUUUAUUGCAAAUGCAUUAAAUGUACAUAAACAAAAAGGUUAUAUUAUCAUUAUUAGAAUGAAGGAAAUAUUUUGUUCAUCA
Messenger RNA from Dendrobium catenatum, 1175 nucleotides. RefSeq names its product putative disease resistance protein RGA4. The record is from RefSeq and is a predicted model, not a curated record. Lineage: Eukaryota; Viridiplantae; Streptophyta; Magnoliopsida; Asparagales; Orchidaceae. The transcript is spliced from 2 exons. The coding region runs from base 48 to 1073 and encodes 341 amino acids.